AUUAGGCUAUAUCACACAGGUUCCACUAUUAUACUGAGCAAUUCAGACUUGUUUUUAUUUCCACAUUUUUCCUAUGAUUUUGGUCCAUUUUAGCUCAAUUUCAGCUCAGUUGCAUAUCCUGUCCCAGGAAGGAAGCCUGACUAUGAACAGACAAGCCACUCCCUUAAACAAGUUAAGGCCUGCACCAUUUGGAUCUUUUUAAUCUUACAAGUGAUUUUCCCAAGGGCCAAUCUGAUUUUACUGGAAGAGAUCAUAAUAGUGAUCUGAUCUGCAUUUUUGGCAGUACGUGCCUUCCUGAAUACUCAAGGAUGUCUCCUCAACACUUUCUGCAGAGUCUUUCAUACUUUCUGUUGGUUCUACAUCAUUGAGACAGUCGCCACCCUCUGGACGGAAACUCAGGGACAGCAACGUCAAGCAGUAACUGAUCUGAUGGUGUGGGAAAAAAGCAAGUUUAAAGAUUCAGCUUGUGGAAUUUAGAGAGAUAUAUUGGCAGAAAAUUGAAUAAAAUAUAAUAAGUAUGCUUUCUCUGGGGUAUAAUACCUUAAAAUGUUGUUGUUUUCGUAACUUUAGAAGGAGUCCCUUAUAUCUACAUAGAGAGCGAGCAUUUGUUUAUGGAGAUCACCAUGUUGCACCUCCAUGUUUCUACAGUAGCUGAGAAAGGACAAACCAAACACUGGCUCUACGUAGGGCCAUUUGCAUUUCUGCGUUAAUGCACCAUCCACCAUAGUUGGAAGCCCAUCUGCAAAGAGCAGCAUUGGGAAACCACUGAUUUGUGAUAUGAAUCUGCUUUUUUCAAUGUUUUUUACAGGUUGAAAUCACAUGAUUUCAAGUUUUUUUGGAGAGGAGUUGACUUCUGCGGAUAUUUCAGCUCACAGUGAAAACCUCCUGACCCCAAGGAUCUAAAGUUAUAAGAGAAAAAAGGUGCUGCUGCGGAUGCUCAAGAGCCAAAUCAAACACACCUUUAGUCUUGGGCUGAGGCCAGCGCUGGAGCCCUGGACUCACCUGUGAGGUCCCGCCUAGUAUGAAGCUCCGUUCCAAAGAUGCCUUUGCUGCUGCUGCCGCUGCUGCUGGGCAAACAUCCCCGGCCGCAGCUUCAUGCCCUUUAUGGGAGGCUCAUACUUCCUUUGGCUACCCUGCGACCUCCAUGCCCACAUGUCUCUCCGUAACCAAUAUCAACAUUUGCAAGCCUCCGCACAUCAUUUUCAUCAUGACGGACGAUCAGGGAUUCAACGACAUCGGCUACCACAGCUCUGACAUCAGGACCCCGGCGCUGGAUAAACUGGCCGCGGACGGAGUGAAGCUGGAAAGUUAUUACAUCCAGCCCAUCUGCACCCCGUCCCGCAGCCAGCUCAUCACCGGCAGGUACCAAAUUCACACCGGCCUGCAGCACUCCAUCAUCCGUCCCCGCCAGCCCAACUGCCUGCCCUUUGACCAGGUCACCCUCCCACAGAGACUGCAGGAGCUCGGCUACUCCACCCACAUGGUCGGCAAGUGGCACCUGGGCUUCUACAAGAAGGAGUGCCUGCCCACUCGCCGUGGCUUCGACACAUACUUUGGCUCCUUAACAGGCAGCGUAAACUACUACACCUACGACUCCUGUGAUGGCCCCGGGCGGUGUGGCUUCGACCUCCAUGAGGGGGAGUCGGUCGCCUGGGGUCAGAGGGGCAAAUACUCCACCCAUCUCUACACACAGAGAGUCCGCAAAAUCCUGGCAACCCACGACCCUCAGUCUCAGCCGCUGUUUAUCUUCCUCUCCUUCCAGGCUGUUCAUACACCCCUGCAGUCUCCGCGGGAGUACAUCUACCCGUACCGCCAGCUGGAAAACGUGGCGCGCAGGAAGUAUGCUGCUAUGGUCUCAGCUGUAGAUGAGGCAGUGCAUAAUAUAACAUACGCUCUCCGAAAGUAUGGUUACUACCAGAACAGUGUCAUCAUCUUCUCUACUGACAACGGUGGCCAGCCUUUAUCUGGCGGCAGUAACUGGCCGCUCAGAGGACGUAAAGGCACCUACUGGGAAGGCGGCAUCCGGGGUCUGGGGUUCGUCCACAGUCCUCUGUUGAGGAAGAAAAGGAGGGUGAGUAAAGCCCUGGUGCACAUCACUGACUGGUACCCCACUCUGGUGGGAUUAGCAGGCGGCAAUGACUCCCUGACUGAGGGGGUGGAUGGGUUUGAUGUCUGGGAAGCCAUCAGCGAGGGGAAGGAGUCACCCAGGUUUGAGAUCCUCCACAACAUUGACCCUCUGUAUAACCAUGCACGCAGCGGCUCCCUGCAGAAAGGAUAUGGGAUUUGGAAUACAGCUGUUCAGGCCUCCAUACGAGCUGGAGACUGGAAACUCCUAACAGGAGACCCCGGCUAUGGAGACUGGACACCGCCACAGAUGCUUCCGGGUUUCCCUGGCAGCUGGUGGAACCUGGAGCGCCAUACUGAACCCCGGAAAUCUCUGUGGCUUUUCAACAUCUCCGGAGACCCCUACGAACGUUUUGAUCUUUCUGAGCAGAGACCAGAUGUUGUCAAAGAGCUGCUGGCUAGACUGGCGUACUAUAAUCGCACUGCAGUGCCAGUAAGGUACCCAUCAGAGGACCAACGGGCUGAUCCGCAACUCAAUGGAGGAGCCUGGGUUCCCUGGGUGGGAGAUGAGGAGGAGGACAGCUGGGACACUGUCUACCAGAAAAAGAACAAGGAUUGGAAGAAGAAGCUGAAACUGUCCAAAAGCAGGUCGUUUUUCAGGAGACUCAACACUAGGAUUAUGUCCAACAGGAUAUAGAAAGGACAUGACUGAAAAAAGGUUCAGAGGAGACACUCCUGAAGGUUAAAGUUAUACGAAGGACAGUUCUGCUAGUGGAUGAAACUUUUUUUUUUGUUUUGAACAAGGAGCCAAUCUUCUGCAAGAUGCAUCUGCAGUUACGAAGUUGUAUCUGCAGGAUGAUGUUCAGUCUCUCUAGAAGAACUGAUUGAAGAAAAAAAUCCAAUAAAGUAUCAAUUCCUCCACGGGUUUGUAUCAAGAAUUAAUAAAAUGUGUUUCCCUAA
This is a messenger RNA of Plectropomus leopardus (leopard coralgrouper), 3024 nucleotides long. The record is from RefSeq and is a predicted model, not a curated record. Lineage: Eukaryota; Metazoa; Chordata; Actinopteri; Perciformes; Serranidae.